CGAAGUAAGUGAAUCAAAAUAGGCGCCAUUUUGAUAUGUUUGCAACCGUUAGACGGUAAUGCAUCUGUGUAUUUCGUGAUCAUUAUUAAUAGUAUUUUCUAUCACGAGUAAGGACUCUUCGAUCGUCACGAAAAUUGCCACGUCGUGAGACGUUAACCUCGAAAUUUGUCUCGGUACUUUCUAUUUACGUAUACGUGAGGCAGAAGCUCAGUGAACAGUACGUUUACAUUGAGAAACGCUUUCGUUAUCGACACGAGACUCGUCCUUAGCAAUGCGCUGCUCGUAAAUAUCAGUUAUCAAUCACGUCGCGCGAAAUACGCACUACAGGUUGAAGCACAACCCUAACCUAACCUAACCUAAGACCACGCGUGAGCUAGUGCGCGUUGAGGUUAUGUUUCUUGUUGAUAUGCGAACGUAGAAGGCUACUUUUGCUCGACGCGUUCGCCCUGCGUAGGCUGAAUUCAGAACUGCCUGUGAGUGUCUGACGAUUGCGACAAAUUCGAGGAGAAGAACGACGCCAACAUGCCCACUUGGAAUCAGAUUCAGGCUCAGCUGCGAAACCCCAAUAACCCAGUGGUGUUCUUCGACGUGUCGGUGGGGACUACCGAGAUAGGUCGCAUGAUCUUUGAAUUAUUCGAGGACGCUUGCCCGAAAACGUCGGAGAAUUUCCGACAGUUCUGCACCGGGGAAUACAGGAAGGAUGGCGUUCCACUCGGCUUCAAGGGUGCCAUCUUCCACCGUGUGAUCAAGGACUUCAUGAUACAAGGUGGCGACUUUGUGAAUGGCGACGGCACCGGAGUACUGAGCAUCUACAGCGGAGGGACGUUCCCGGAUGAAAACUUCACUCUGAAGCACGACUCGCCCGGACUGUUGUCUAUGGCCAAUAGUGGCAAGGAUACCAAUGGCUGUCAGUUCUUCAUCACCUGUGCCAAGUGCAACUUCUUGGAUGGCAAGCAUGUUGUCUUUGGCAGGGUAAUUGAUGGUCUUCUUGUGAUGAGAAAAGUUGAGAAUGUCCCUACGGGACCAAACAACAAGCCAAAAAUUCCAGUAACGAUAUCUCAGUGCGGACAAAUGUAAUAAUGCUGUUAUUUAUAUAGAUUUAUAUAAACCUCAGGAAUGACCAUUGCAGUAUUGGUGACUGCUCUUUUAGAAACAAUAAAAAUAUAAUUUUUAUAAUA
Messenger RNA from Odontomachus brunneus, 1178 nucleotides. Its product is annotated as peptidyl-prolyl cis-trans isomerase H. Gene Ontology annotation, cellular component: intracellular membrane-bounded organelle. NCBI's taxonomy places the organism in Eukaryota, Metazoa, Arthropoda, Insecta, Hymenoptera, Formicidae. Gene Ontology annotation, biological process: protein folding; protein peptidyl-prolyl isomerization. Gene Ontology annotation, molecular function: peptidyl-prolyl cis-trans isomerase activity. The record is from RefSeq and is a predicted model, not a curated record. The transcript has a single exon. Bases 523 to 1077 code for a protein of 184 amino acids.